Molecule: messenger RNA, 1250 nt
Organism: Anguilla rostrata (American eel)
Lineage: Eukaryota; Metazoa; Chordata; Actinopteri; Anguilliformes; Anguillidae
Product: aldo-keto reductase family 1 member D1-like
Exons: 8
Coding region: 254-1156 (300 amino acids)
Biological process (GO): bile acid biosynthetic process
Cellular component (GO): cytosol
Molecular function (GO): aldose reductase (NADPH) activity; Delta4-3-oxosteroid 5beta-reductase activity
Source: RefSeq, a predicted model, not a curated record
GUACUAAAAACCGUGUUAGGCUGAGAAGCUGCACUGGAUACUUACCCACUGGUAACGGUGCAUUGGCAAUUGCUCUCUCUCUCUCGUAUAUUUUCUCUCUCUUUCUCUCUCUCUCUCUCUCUCUCUCUCUCUCUCACUCACUCUCUCUUUCUCUCUGUUACAUGCACACACAAAGGCUCAAUUGUUUGAUCUCCUUAUGUAAGUGUUGAUCUUUCACUCCGGGGGAAGACUUUGAGUGCAGCCGGUGAGGAGGAUGAGUAUCACAGCCGAAACCCACUCCGUACCCCUGAACGAUGGAAACAGAAUCCCCUUGCUGGGACUGGGCACCUACGGGGAUCCGCAAACAACGCCCAAAGGCACUGCUUACGAGGCCGUGAAGCUGGCCAUCGAAGUUGGGUACAGGCACAUCGACGGGGCCCUGGUGUACUUCAACGAGCACGAGGUCGGCCAGGCCAUACGCGAGAAAAUAGCGGACGGGACCGUGAAGAGAGAGGACAUCUUCUACUGCGGCAAGCUGUGGAACACCUUCCACCCGCCGGAGCUGGUCAGGCCCACCCUGGAGCGGACGUUGAAGGCCCUGCAGCUGGACUACGUGGAUCUCUACAUCAUCGAGCUGCCCAUUGCCUUUAAGGCCCUGGAGGCCUGCAAAGACGCGGGCCUCGUGAAGUCCCUCGGAGUGUCGAAUUUUAACCGCCGUCAGCUGGAGCUGAUCCUAAAAAAGCCGGGCCUGAAGCACAGGCCCGUGUCCAACCAGGUGGAGUGUCAUCCCUACUUCACUCAGCCGAAACUUCUGGAGUACUGUCGCCAGAACGAAAUUGUCAUCGUGGGGUACAGUCCCCUGGGAACCUCCAGAGACGCUUCCUGGGUUAAUCUGAAAAGCCCUCCUCUCUUAGAGGACGCUGUUCUGGUUGCCAUCGGCAACAAGUACAAGAAGACAUCCGCUCAAGUGGCUCUGCGGUUCAACAUUCAGAGGGGCGUCGUAGUCAUCCCUAAAAGCUUCAGCCCGCAACGUAUUAAGCUGAACUUUCAGAUAUUUGACUUUUCUCUAACCGAAGAGGAAAUGAAAGCCAUCGAGGGACUCAACAAAAACAUCCGAUUCGUGGAGCUGCUCAUGUGGAGUGACCAUCCAGAGUAUCCGUUCCACGAUGAAUACUAACAGCCUCGAGACCUUCAGUAUAUCAUAGAAUCUAUUCCUGUACCACUUCGGGCCUACAGUUUCUCAAUAAAGAAAAACUGCAAUAAACAACCAA